UAUUUCGUUUCCUAAGAUCUUCUCUUGUAAUCUCCAUAUGCUCCCUUUUCCACCAGCAUGGGCGGCAGUGGGCGUGAGUGGGUGCAACUCCCAGACCAAGGAGGUGGGCGUGUGUCUCCACGUCUACUUGGAAAGGGAUUUCCUGUCGCUGGAGAGGAUAGUCUAUCCUCGGCAGAUGGAUAUGUACCGCUACGUCCCGGACGAGCUCCGCCAGCCUCUGCCCCCGCUCCCGGAGCUGCCCGACGGAGACAGCGAGUGGCCAGAGCCUCCCGAGAGAGCCACAAAGAAGGAAGGCGAGGAUGCGAGGAACGUCGUCGUGGGCCGCCACCAGCACCUCCUGCAGAAGGAGGGCAGUUCGUGGAGGAGACUGUCCCGGGAGGCGCCGGGAGACUUCGCCGUCAUCGACGCCUACGGAGAGCACGGCUGGGUCGAGGGGCCCGAGCUGGAGGAUUACUGCAAACGUAUUGGCUCUGUCAUCAAGUGCUUUGAGGACAUAUUGAUCGACUGUGACAGUGGAUAUGACUUUUUCAGAUACCGCCACCUCCUGCACUCCCUGGAUCGCGUGCACACCUACCUAUGCAAAACGCCUCACUUCAGAGAGAACAGAUUUCUGCCGUUCCUCCGGCUCAUCGACUGCGCGGAGCGAGCCCGCAUCGAGCAGAGGUCCUGCCAGCGGCCCAACGUCACCGUCAACGUGUGGAACCAGAUUCUGCGGCUGGAGAUCGGCCCGGAGCUGUGCGACUCCCUGAACACCCAGAGGGCGUGCCUCCUGGAGAACGAGUACGUGAGGCGCGAGUGCGGGGGCCUCGAGAAGGAGGAACUGUACAAGAACGUGUCCACCAUCUUCCUAGCCACGUGGUGCAAGCUGCCCCUCCCGCCUCACCUGCUUCCCAGCGCGUCUAGUCAAAGGUCGCCGUCUGUAGCGAGUCUCCUCCUGGUGGCGCUGGCGUGGCUCGUGGACCGAGCUCUGGUCUGGUGACCUCGGCUUGGGCUAAUGCCGGGGAAAUUCUCGUUUUAAGUGUCUUUCUUUCGAUUUUUAGGAAUGUAAGAUUUUUUUUUUGUUGUUCUCGAAAGGGAAUUGUUAGCCUUUCCUCUUUUUUCUUCCUUUUUGUGAUCUGAGGCUGGCUUGCAACGCACCGUUAAUUGUGAUUAUGGAAGAGAGACAAUAGGCAAUCCAAAUAUAUUUAAUGUGGACUCACUGACGAAAGUGAAAUGACAAUGUCAAAGUGUACUUAAGCAUAUGUAGUGAAAUUUAGACCGAGAAAUAGACAUUUCAUCCAUAAUAUUAUCUGCAAAACGAUAAACUACAUAGGGUUAUUCACUGAUAAAAGUGAAUGAUAUUGACAUGCUCUAAUGAAGCACACGCAUAUGUUCUAAUACUGUAUUGCCAUAUUUUUUUUAUUAUUUACAUGUGCUCAAUUAUUCUAUGUAGCAUUUUGUAAGACACAUUAUUUGUGACUUUCAUGAUUUUGUGAUAUGGAAAACAGUGAAGUGUCUUGAUGGAUAUUUAUUAUUAAAUGGACUCAAAUUAUUAUGAUACUGUAAUCUUGAUACAUUUGUUAUACUGUGAUUUCAUUACCAUCAUUAUUUUCAUUACUGCUCUUAUUAUUAUGAUUGGCUUUGUUAUUAUUGU
Messenger RNA from Penaeus monodon (black tiger shrimp), 1633 nucleotides. RefSeq lists its product as uncharacterized. The transcript has 6 exons. Lineage: Eukaryota; Metazoa; Arthropoda; Malacostraca; Decapoda; Penaeidae. The coding region runs from base 38 to 979 and encodes 313 amino acids. The record is from RefSeq and is a predicted model, not a curated record.